Messenger RNA from Sycon ciliatum, 2903 nucleotides. RefSeq lists its product as uncharacterized. Bases 520 to 2205 code for a protein of 561 amino acids. The record is from RefSeq and is a predicted model, not a curated record. NCBI's taxonomy places the organism in Eukaryota, Metazoa, Porifera, Calcarea, Leucosolenida, Sycettidae. Gene Ontology annotation, biological process: phosphatidylinositol phosphate biosynthetic process. The transcript has 2 exons. Gene Ontology annotation, cellular component: phosphatidylinositol 3-kinase complex. Gene Ontology annotation, molecular function: 1-phosphatidylinositol-3-kinase regulator activity.
CAGCCAACCCUGUUGACAUGGUUGACGUGUUGUCAUUUUGUCAAUGUAGUGCUAGUGUGGAGACGCCGAGGCCACUACAUUUCCUUUCUCAUGAACGAGUGGGAAACAGGCUGUGCUCCCAACCUGAUUACAUGUCGAUUAUCAUAAUUCUUAUUGUGUUUCUCUGAGGAGAACACGAAUGUCGUGUCAGUAAGGUGCGGUACCAUACUCCAUAGAGCAAUUAAUUCUCUCGCUCACAAGCUGUACACACGCGGUUGGCAUACAUCCUCAGACCAUACCAACUCAGGGAGAGCCGCUAGCGGUUUGGCCAAUCGCCAGUGCUCGUGAAUGCUGCUCAGCCGAACAAUUGUUUCCUCGCUAUUAUUACUGCCUGGUAUCGUUGCCAGAACCUGAUCCCCACUGCGUACCGGGCAUCCAGUGACUGCGUGCAGUGUGCAGUCCCCUGAAUUCCACAGACGGAAUCAAGCUUCUACCUUCACACACAGUUACAAAACACACAGGUGCUUCGCCGCCGCUGCGAUGGCGCAGGCGAAUGAAUUCGAGGUGUUCGAGCCCAUACAACGACGGCGGAAGUCCCAUGGCCAUGGUCAACGAGGAUCGCGGACCCGUGAUUCGAACGGUGACUCGUACCCUCGUCUGGUUUGUCCUUCGGAGUACGGUGGAAAACCGGAUCGAAAGGGGCGAGGAGGAGGCCAUCGGCCACGAGAUGGGAGCGGGCCAUCAGACAGUACAACUCUGGACGCGAAGGAUGUGGCCCGAGAGCAGGUCGACGUAGCUGUGGAGAGACUGAAGCAGCGGCGACGAAGUCCUGCCCUGGAAGAAGAGCGCUACCUGGAAGAGGUGAAGCCACUCAGCAGAAACGCAGCGAAAACCAGAAACGUAUGGAGCGGGAAAGCUGCUGACUUGCACCAGCUGCAGAGCACAGCCACGGACAGCAACAAACAGCCAGCGCUGUCGGAGGCACCACCGAUUCCACCCCGACAGCGCCAGCAUCAGCUGCAGGAGGAGGAUCACGCCGCCUCGUCCAUGAGGCACUACCCUCCCGUGGAGAGGCCAAGCGAUCGCCGCAGCAGCACCUCGGUGUGGAGCAGCGCCUCAAGUCGUCACAGCAGCGAUAGUCUGGACUGUGAGCAACCACCGUCAUUACCUUCACGUGCACUGCCGCCACAAUCCAGUAUAACUAGCAGUGCAACGAGCAGUUCGUCACUGUCAUCCGCCUCUCCGCGAGUGGCGACGUCCAACGCCAGUAUCUCCCGGUCCGUAGCAAGCACAGCGGCUGAGCCGUUGUGGAAUUACCCCCGUCGGAUAAGUACUCCAUCGGCAGCCGGGUCGGACAGGUCCGUAUCGCACACACGGUCACCAUCACCCCGUGUGGCCCUGGACCCUCGGUAUGACGUGCUGUGGAGACUGCGCAAUGAGGCAAAGAAUCAGCAGCAGCGUGAAGACCUGCAGCAGAAUCGCCUAACAGACCCGGACCACCGUGUGGCUGCAGCGUACGACUCGGAUUCAUCAUUACCGCCGGCUGAAGUGUACCUGCCUGAUGCAGAGCAGCGCAACCAGGCAUUCAUGAGCCAAUCGCACAGCAACGGAGAAGACGGUCCGCCACAUGUCUCACUGCACAAGGUCAUGAAUGAGCUCUUGCAAUGCCGUUUCUAUUUUGGAAGUUUCAGUGGCCAAGAAGCGAUGGACCUUCUAUCCACCAUGUCUGACUGCAGUUUCUUAGUACGUAACAGCGAUGAUAGCAGGUCACUAUUUGCAGUUACGUAUCGCACUGAAGGCAGGACUGGAUCAACACGUAUCCAGUACAGAGAUGGACUGUUCUCGCUGAACUUUCAGGACACGCGGCUGCCCAAGUCUCCCAGCGUGGUGGAUCUGAUCAAGCGCUGCAUGGCGAGAUCGAAGCGUGAGCCUGUCUGUAUGGUGUACAUCAACGACAGGCAGCACAUCGUGUAUCUGCGGCGUCCGCUGAUCAUCCCCGACUACUCGCUGCAGCAGCUGGCCCGUCAGGCCGUGCACAUGCACUACACACGCGCCGAUCUGGAGCGACUGGAACUGUCCGGCUUCAUGAAGCUGUACAUGCUGUCAUGCCCAGCCAGGCCUGAACCACGCCAAAUCCAGGCUAUUCGCGAUGGCCAAAGCGCCUGGAGACUACGCAGUGACAACGGCGAUGACGGAGAGGAGAGCGAUGACGGUACCGAAGUCUGACCAUGUUAAGUAGACAAACUGAACUGUGCUUCAACAGUGUGGUGCGUGCUUGUACCGAUUCUCCGUCUUGCGAUGUGUCAGUGACCCUUUCUCAAGUAGCAUGCUGUCGUUGUCAUAGUUGAGAUCACAAACCCUGGUCAGUUCUGCCUGGUGUUUCAUGCAGUGUUUCGUAGGUUUCUCUUUAACAAUGUAGCUUGUAUUUGACCUUUUCCCAUUUUAGCUCUGGUUCCAUCUCCAUUUUACUUUGAUUCGUUCCACGGUAGUUUUAUAUAGAGCCCCGGCCGUGAAGCGUCCAACAAGCGGUCUAGUUACUCCUUCCACUUUCCUUUGGUUAUAGAGUAUUCCCGGUACGAUGUUCCAUUCAUUCUGUGUGUGCGCGCGCGCGCGUGCGUGUGUGCGUCUGCUUCUUUGUUGUUGUUUUUUUAUGGGGUCCUGCAACACGCUUGCAGGUGCCAUUAUACUUUGAGGAGCCCUCAGCUCUAUUUUCCAACCCAUACACUUGAUCGUCGCAGUAAAACCUGUAUACUAUUUUAUCACCACCUAGUGUUUGUAGGGUUUUUUUGUCUUUGUCAAAACUCCUGUUGAGAUGAGAGAUUGGCGCAAGCUUUGCCAAAUAAUUUCUCAGUUGUGUUUCUACUUUAUACUGACGGACUCUUCUUUGCACGACUCUGAGCUGUGGAAGGAGAUUGAAAUCAUAA